Messenger RNA from Malassezia japonica, 1578 nucleotides. It is a transcript of the gene CCT2, whose product is annotated as T-complex protein 1 subunit beta. Gene Ontology annotation, cellular component: chaperonin-containing T-complex; cytosol. Gene Ontology annotation, biological process: protein folding. The transcript is spliced from 2 exons. NCBI's taxonomy places the organism in Eukaryota, Fungi, Basidiomycota, Malasseziomycetes, Malasseziales, Malasseziaceae. The record is from RefSeq and is a predicted model, not a curated record. Gene Ontology annotation, molecular function: ATP hydrolysis activity; ATP-dependent protein folding chaperone; ATP binding. Bases 1 to 1578 code for a protein of 525 amino acids.
AUGUCUGCGCCUAUUUUUGCGCAGGAGGCUACUCAAGAGCGUGCUGAGAAUGCACGCCUGUCGUCGUUUGUCGGCGCGCUGGCGCUUGGCGAUCUGGUAAAGAGCACAUUGGGCCCGAAAGGCAUGAACAAGAUUCUGCAGUCGGUCGGCGGCUCGAACGACAUUGUCGUGACGAACGAUGGUGCGACGAUCCUCAAGUCGAUCUACCUUGAUAACCCUGCGGCCAAGAUCCUGGUGAAUAUCUCCAAGGUGCAGGACGACGAGGUGGGCGAUGGCACGACCAGUGUCUGUGUCCUUGCCGCAGAGCUUUUACGCGAGGCGGAGCAGCUCGUCGAGUCGCACAUGCAUCCUCAGGUCGUUGUGGACGGAUACCGUAUCGCGAGCAAGGCUGCGCUCGAGGCGCUCCAGGCCUCGGCGCAGGACCACGCGGCUGACCCCAAGCAGUUCCGUGAGGACCUGCUGAAUAUCGCGCGGACCACGCUCUCCUCCAAGGUCCUGUCGCAGGACAAGGACUACUUUGCGAACCUUGCUGUGGAUGCCGUUUUACGUCUCAAGGGCUCGACCAAUCUGGAGAACAUCCAGAUCAUCAAAAAGCUCGGUGGCAAGCUUACCGACAGCUACCUCGACGAGGGCUUCAUUCUGGACAAGCGCAUCGCGCCCAACUCGGUCAAGCGCUUGGAAAACGCCAAGAUCCUCAUUGCCAACACCUCUAUGGACACGGACAAGAUCAAGGUGUUUGGUGCGCGUGUGCGUGUCGAAGGCACCGGCAAGCUCGCCGAGAUUGAGCGUGCGGAGCGCGACAAGAUGAAGGCCAAGGUCGACCGUAUCAAGGCUCACGGUAUCACCUGCUUUGUGAACCGCCAGCUGAUCUACAACUACCCCGAGUCGCUCUUGACCGAUGCCGGCAUCAUGUGCAUUGAGCACGCCGACUUUGAGGGCGUGGAGCGCCUUGCGCUCGUCACUGGCGGCGAGAUUACCAGCACCUUUGACCGCCCCGACCUCGUCCGUCUCGGCCACUGUGGCGAGAUCGAGGAGGUGAUGAUUGGCGAGGACAAGCUGAUCAAGUUCUCGGGUGUCGCCGCGGGCGAGGCCUGCACUGUGGUGCUGCGUGGCGCCACCUCUCAGAUGAUUGACGAGGCGGAGCGUUCGCUGCACGAUGCGCUCAGUGUCCUGAGCCAGACCGUGAAGGAGACGCGCGUGACCUACGGUGGUGGCUGCGCCGAGAUGGCGAUGAGCAACGCGGUGGACGAAGAGGCGCGCAAGACUUCGGGAAAAAAGGCGCUUGCCGUCGAGGCGUUUGCACGCGCGCUGCGCCAGCUCCCGACCAUCCUGUCCGACAAUGCGGGUCUCGAUUCGUCCGACCUCGUGGCCAAGCUGCGUGCAGCGCACCACGACGGCAAGAGCGACAUGGGUCUCGACCUGGACAGCGGCAAGCUCGCGUCGAUGGCCGAGAUGGGUGUCACGGAAAGCUACAAGCUGAAGCGGCAAGUCGUGGUCUCGGCCAGUGAGGCGGCCGAGAUGAUCAUGCGCGUGGACGACAUUCUGAAGGCGGCCCCGCGCAAGCGCGAAGCCCACUAG